Molecule: messenger RNA, 1509 nt
Organism: Haliaeetus leucocephalus (bald eagle)
Lineage: Eukaryota; Metazoa; Chordata; Aves; Accipitriformes; Accipitridae
Gene: GADL1
Product: glutamate decarboxylase-like 1
Exons: 15
Coding region: 1-1509 (502 amino acids)
Biological process (GO): carboxylic acid metabolic process
Cellular component (GO): cytoplasm
Molecular function (GO): carboxy-lyase activity; pyridoxal phosphate binding
Source: RefSeq, a predicted model, not a curated record
AUGGUAUGUUCCAGGAAGAAUGCUGUUUUGGUGGAUGGGGUCAUCCUAAAUGGUCCAAUAAUGGACUCAAAAGCAGGAGAGAAGUUUGUGGAAGAGGCCUGUAAUAUUAUAAUGGAAGAAGUCAUCCAGAAAGCUGAUGAUGUAACAGAAAAGGUUUGUGAAUGGCGAGCCCCCGAAACAUUGAAGCAGAUUCUUGACCUGGAAAUGAGGGACGCUGGAGAAUCUCAUCAGAAACUCUUGCAACUCUGCCGAGAUGUUAUACAAUACAGCGUCAAAACCAGUCAUCCAAGAUUUUUCAACCAGCUGUAUGCUGGAAUAGAUUAUUACUCGUUAGUGGCUCGUUUCAUUACAGAAGCACUGAACCCAAGUGUAUAUACAUAUGAAGUAUCCCCUGUGUUUCUGUUGGUGGAAGAAGCAGUCAUCAAGAAAAUGAUUGAGUUCAUAGGCUGGGAAGAAGGUGAUGGUAUAUUUAAUCCAGGUGGCUCUGUUUCUAAUAUGUAUGCUAUGAACUUAGCAAGAUACAAAUUUUGUCCUGAGAUAAAGGAAAAAGGACUUUCAGGUUUGCCAAGACUAGUCCUGUUCACUUCAGAAGAGUGUCAUUACUCCAUGAAGAAGGCAGCCUCCUUCCUGGGUAUUGGUACAGAGAAUGUUUACUUCAUCAAAGCAGAUGAAAGAGGUAAGAUGAUACCUGAGGAACUGGAGAAACAAGUCCAACGGGCCAGGAAAGAGGGGUCAGCACCAUUUCUUGUCUGUGCUACAGCAGGCACAACAGUGCUGGGAGCAUUUGAUCCUCUGGAUAAAAUUGCCGACAUCUGUGAAAAGCAUGGCCUCUGGCUUCAUGUUGAUGCUUCUUGGGGUGGGUCGGCUUUGAUAUCGAGGAAGCAUUGCAGACUUCUUCACGGCAUCCACAGGGCUGAUUCUGUCGCCUGGAAUCCCCAUAAAAUGCUGUUGGCAGGAAUCCAGUGCUGUGCUCUUCUGGUGAAAGACAACUCUGGCCUCCUGAAGAAGUGUUACUCUGCCAAGGCUGCAUACUUGUUCCAGCAGGACAAGUUCUACGAUGUCAGCUAUGACACUGGUGACAAGUCCAUUCAGUGCAGCAGGCGUCCGGAUGCCUUCAAAUUCUGGCUGAUGUGGAAAGCCUUGGGAACCACAGGCCUUGAGGAGAGAGUAAACAGGGCACUGGCUUUGGCUAGAUACCUAGUGGAGGAAAUUAAGAAAAGAGAGGGAUUCCAGCUUCUUUUGGAGCCGGAGUAUGCAAAUGUUUGCUUUUGGUACAUUCCACCAAGCUUAAGAAAAAUGGAGGAUGGACCUGAAUUUUGGCAGAAGCUACACCAGGUUGCUCCUAUAAUUAAAGAAAGGAUGAUGAAGAAGGGCAGCAUGAUGCUUGGAUACCAGCCUCACCAGGGCAAAGUCAACUUCUUCCGCCAGGUGGUGAUCAGCCCGCAUGUUAGUCGAGAGGACAUGGACUUCUUGCUGGAUGAAAUUGAACUGCUUGCUAGGGACUUGUAG